Messenger RNA from Ictalurus punctatus (channel catfish), 6256 nucleotides. RefSeq names its product centrosomal protein 152 (gene cep152). The record is from RefSeq and is a predicted model, not a curated record. The transcript has 28 exons. Gene Ontology annotation, cellular component: centrosome. Lineage: Eukaryota; Metazoa; Chordata; Actinopteri; Siluriformes; Ictaluridae. The coding region runs from base 936 to 5966 and encodes 1676 amino acids. Gene Ontology annotation, biological process: centriole replication.
UGCAUAGAUAAAUAAUCACUGUCUGAAUGCUAGAGGUCUGAAUUGUACUGAAUAAGUACUUGGAGAUUUUGAUAUUUUGUCCAAUACUAUCUUGUAUAUGUUGUGGUGAUAGUGAUCUCUCUAAUCUAAGCUUGUGGGCGAUUGCAUGGGGUGUUGUAUGGAGUGUAAUAGAUAUUUCAGGUUCAUAUUGAUUACAAAAAAAAUCUAUGCACUGUAUGUAGAGUGUAAAAAUGAGCGGAAACCCUAAUAAUAAUAACCGAGUCUGCUUUAUGCACUUGAUUAUUUUCAGUUAGUAGAACCCCUGAGGUGUGUUUGUGUUUAAAGACCAAAUUCUUCCAAUCAGAUGCAUGUAGGCUCUGACUCAUGCUUAAUAAAUUUGCUGAACGAUGGACCUGAACCGUUAUUGGCUGAAGUGAAGAGCUGUCAGGCGUGUCUGCUAUGACUCUAUCAGCAUGUGCUUCCUUUCCCUGACUGACUUUUGUUCUAAAUGGAGAGCUGGAAGAAACAAAGCAAUCAUCUCAGCGUACAGGAUUUGUUCUUUGUGCAGUGGACUGUACUGCUUAGGUCUGAUGUUUUGACUGUACUGCUUAGGUCUGAUGUUUUGACUGAUCUAGGAACGGUUUUCCUAAGGGCUGAUACAAUGUCGAACUCUAGGUUCUUUGCAUAGCAGGUUUUGUAAAAUAUUUCUUUCUCCGCUGCAGGGGAGGAAUGUUUCUGCACCAGUUAACCAGACUGUAUGGCCAGAGCCUGACAAUAGGCAAGCUUCAGGCCAAGACAGUGCACAAAAUGUUCAGGGGUUUUUAUUUAUUUUUUUAUUUCCUUAAGUCUACUUAAUCAUUUGACUUUGUGCAGCUAAACAACGGGGAACUUGGAAGCACAUGGUUUAGUCACAGCUAGUCACACUUCUGUUACUGCAGGGUCUCUGUUAAGCCUAAAUGCGUGAGCAUGAAAGUGUUUGUGUGUGUGAGGCGACUGUGGAAGACGUCACGUUGAUUCAGCACUCUUUAUGGAGACUGCAUAAGCUCUUGACUGACCUCCCAGAUGAUAUGCUAGAGGAUAGUCACGACUCUUCACCAGAGCUGGACUACUCAACUUGCAGUCCUCAAAAAGAUCAUGACCGACCACAGCGUGCUUGGAAUGGACAGUCUGAUCAACCACAACCUCCUUCUGCUGAAACAAAUCCUGGAGAUACCUAUGACCAGUCUGAUCAUCCGGGUUAUCUGUAUGGCCAUGGCCAUGGUCAUGUUCAUCACCUCCAUGGUAGGACAGAACAUUUAACCCAGGACUGGGAUACACAUCAGGGCCAGAACUAUCAGUAUGAGUCUGGAGACUAUGUCUACUCCUCUACUGGAACAGCAGAAUCUAAUGGUACCAACAACUUCUCUGUUGAAGAGGACUAUGAACAGCAAGCUUACCCACACACAGGUCAUCACUCUGGAGCAGAUGGCCAAGACUAUGGAGAAUAUGAUAAUGUCGGACACCACUUUCAGAAAUUUGAUAAUGGAAUAACUGACAGCCAAGAUGUCGACUGUUACAAAGCCAGUUACCAGCCACAUAAACCAGCAAAACAACCAAAUAUGUUUAACAUUCAGUCGUCUAAUCAAAAUGGCCACUUUGACCAGCUGCAAAGAGACUUUCUUGAUUCAUCUCCAACUACUGUUGAUGCCCAGGAAUAUGCCCAGUUGAAGAUUUUAAACAAGGCUCAAUUGAGGCAGAUUGAGGAUCUGGAGCAGAAACUGGAAGAUGGCAGGCGUAAGAUGAGAUAUCUUGAGCAUCAGUUUGCAAUUGUAAAAGAUGAAAAGGAUGGGCUGACAUUAUCACUGAAGGAGUCCAGUCAUCUCAUAGAGGAGGCAAAAGAGAGGGAGUCUCGACUACAAGCGAAAGUCAUGUCUUUGGAGCGACAGAUUCAGACCCUUACAGAGAGAGAACAGGAGAACAUGAAGAAGCAGUAUGCUGCAGAGGCAGCAGUAGACAGUCUGCAGCAGCAGAUGACUGAGCUGUGUCGCUCUGAUACGCUGACACGAUCACGGGAACAACACGACAGAGACAUGGCUGCCAUAAAGGAACAGCAUGAAGCUAGAGUGUUUGCCCUACAACAAAAGUUAGACACACAUGGUCAAAAUCUGGAGGAGCAGGUGCAGGCGGCCCAGAGGCUGCGGGAGCAGGUGAGGCAGCUGGAGAGGCAGAGAGAGGAAGAGCAGGUGGACAGAGCUGCAGUCAUCAAUGCCCUCUCACAGCGUUUGGAGGAGAGCCAACAGCAGUGUGCUAAGCUGCUUCAAACUGGGUGUGUUCAAGAAAUGAGCCAGAUGCAGAUAAAACUACAGCAGGCCCAGUGUAGUCGUAACAUAAGUGAGAACAUGAACAAAGCACUGCAAGAAGAGAUGAAUGAGUUGAAAGAACAGAUCACCCUGUAUGAGUCUGCUGUGAAGCUUGGAGCAGUUUGUUUCGAUUCUAACCCAAACUGGGAAAACCCGCUCUCCGAGUCCUACGUAGAUCUUGGCAUUAAGAAAGUGAGCUGGAAAGAUGGCAGAAAUCACAGCACUCCUGUCCUGUCAGACUCAAGCCUGCCUAAGGAGGACUUGGUGAAAGAGCUGAAGACUGAGCUGCAGCGGUGUCUAGCACAACUGAAAACAAAAAGGGAGAAGAUCUCCCGCAUACAGAAGGAUCUCCAGACCUCACAGAAUCAUGUGGAACAGCUACAGACCCAGCUACAAGGAGCUGAGAGAACUGCUAAAGAUGCUGUGGUGAGGGAAAGCAGCUUAGAGAAGCUUUUGGAGCAAUCGAACAUAACCCCUCACAAAGAGGUAGCAAGACUGGAAGAGGAACGACAGCAACUCCAGAAGCGAGUAGAGGCACUUGAGUUGAGAAAUAAGGAGCUGAAGCAGAGCGAGGAAAAGGUGAAAUCGGCUAAUUUUGAGCUCUGCACCAAGAUGAGGGAGAUGAUUCAGGAGCUGGACCAGGAGAAACAGGAGGCUGCUGAGAGGUAUGAGAGAACCCAGCAGCAGUACAGAGAUGAUGUGGUUCAGCAUGUUCGUGCAGAACUCGCUCAGGAACACACGGCUCACAUUGAGCAGCUUACUGCCCAGCAUCAACAGCACAUCCAGCAGCUGGAAUCUAAAUUAUCUGACCUAAGUCAAGAAGUAUUAGCUGUGCAGGAAUGUUACAUCUCUGUUUGCAAGGAAAAAGAUAAACUUGAGGAAAACCUUCAGAACCGAAUUGAUGAGGAGAGAAACCUGAAAGACAGUGAGGUAAAGAGACGACAGGAGAUCGAGGAGGCUCAGGAGAAGCAGAAGGCAGAUUUUGCCUCCCAACACCAGGAGGCUGUUGCCCAGCUCAAGGCUCAGUGGACCAAAGACAAAGAGACGGAGAUACAGUUGCAGGUCACUAAGCAGCUAGCCUCUGCCAAAAAGAGCUGGCAGGAAAGACAGCAAGAAUUGGAAAGGAAGUGGGAGCGAAAACUGGAAGAGGCCAUGAAAGAAAAACAAAAAGCCAAAUGUACAGAAACACAGGAUGAUUGCACUCAGACAGACACUGUGGAUUCUGUGAGCCCGCUUCUCUCCCUGGAGCAGCUGGAGGAGAGACUCAGUGCCCAGAGGAUGGUGCUGCAGCGAGAGUCAGACAGCAAGCUCACCAAAGCAGUGGAGGAGGCAGUGAGGGGCAAAGAGAGAGAACUGCAGCAGAAACAUGUGCAGGAUAUGACAUUGCAGGUUGAAAGGGCUGUGUCUAGAGCUCAUAAUCGCUGGCUCCAAGAGAUGUUCUCCCUCCCAGAGUACAAAGCCAGUUUGCAGUCAGAGCGUGAACGGUGGGAAACGCUACAACAGAAACACAUUCAAGAACAGGUGUCUUCAGCAGUAAAAGCAGCUGAAGACAAAUGGCAGGAGACAAUGAGUAGAAAAUGCAAGGAGCUAGAGGACUAUGUGCACAGAAACCAGGAGCUUCAGGAGCAGGUGAACUGUCUGAACACACAGCUGGAGCGUUCUGGUGAGGAGCAGAAGGCGCUUUUCAAAGGUGAGCUCUCUGCUGCCAGAGCUUUGUGGAACACUGAGAAGCAGGAAGAGAUUUCAUGCCUUAAGAUGCAACUUCAGAGGGACCAAGAGAGCCUAAAAGAAACUCAUCAGGCACAGCUGGAGAGAAGAAUAAAAGAGACCUGGGAGGAGGCUCUCAGAAAGGGGCAAGCACAUCUACAGGAAGCCAUCCGGAGCAAGGAGCAGGAGUGGAGGAGUCAGCAACAGCUCAAGUUGCGGGAAGAACGGCAGCAGUCGAUGGAGGAGGUGCUGGCCGAGUUAAAGGAGGUUCUGAAGGAGGUCCAGGAGCAGAGAGAAGCUGCUGAGGAGGCAGAUGGCAAGGAAGGAGGUGUAAGAGGCAGACUGAGGAACCUGUGCAGGGAGGCACUGGCCAAAGCUGAAGCCAACACCAAGCAGAAGUCGCUGAAGAGCAGUGCGGAGAAGUUGAGGCAUGUGCUGAAGGAAACCCAAGAGCCACAUGAAAAGGAACUCAAUCAUACACAUAGCUCAUUGGCCCAAAGGAAAGAAAGUGUCUGUAGCAACAAGGGUUGUAAUGAUACCGUAGGCAGGCUCCAGAAGAAGAAUCUGGAGCUUCAGAAGCAUCUGGAGAAGGCCUGUCGUCAGCUCCAGCACACGGUCCGAGAGCACAAGAGCACUCUACACAAACUCAAAGAAGAGCAUGAAGAAAUCUUGCGAAAAGAGAAGGAAGCUCAUGCGAAAGUGGUUGAGCAGGCCAAAUUGUCUGCAUGCGAGGAAUCUGGUGCUGCAGUCAGUCAACAAAAUCUUCAUGCUGGCCUUGAAGAAAUGAACGAACAGUAUAUGAAAGCUGUGCAAAAAAUAAGAGGUGACAUGCUGCGCUACCUGCAGGAGAGCAAAGAGCGAGCAGCUGAGCUGAUUAGAGCCGAGGUCCUGAGGGAGAGACAGGACACGGCUCGCAGGAUGCGCAGGUACUACCUCACCUGCCUGCAGGAGCUCCUGGAGGAGGGGGGCCAGACCAACGGUGCUGAGAAGAAAAUCAUCAAUGCUGCCAGUAAACUGGCUGCCAUGGCCAAAGUGCUAGAAACACCUGUAGCCAAAAAGAAAUUUCAAAGAAAUCAGGAUUCACAAGAACCAUCAUCAAACUCUACAGAAAACUCUAAAGUUGACCAUAAAGUGUCUUGUGCUGCAUCAAGCCAAAGCCAUUCUGCCAUAACAGAGUCCCGUAAAGUUUGCAGGAAUGAGCAACAGCAGCAGAUGAAGGUCCUCGCUGAGACCAGCUCUGUAGGCCAAACAGCCAAAAUGAGAACUGCAGGCAAGGCCUCUCAGCCUGACUUCAAAUCUGUGAAGACGAAUGCCGCUAAAGGUCCUGAAAUAAUCGAGCCCACCACCCCACGGUCACUCCACCAUCAUCCUCCCAAAUCCUUCUGUGAUUUUUCUUCAUCUCAUGUUCAUUUUAAUACUGCUGACUCUGUUAAUGUGACCCUGAGGAAGCGUAGCAGGGAGGAGUACCUGAUGCGGACAGAAGCAGGAAAAGCCAGUGAAAGUUUUACUCCUCGGGUGGCUGUUGAGCCUUUCCUGAUUGAAGAGGCGCCUGUGAGAGAUGAUAGCCAGAGUGACUGGAGUUUAUCCAGUAACGGAUCCACUUUUUCCAACAACAUUCAUCUAACCUCCUCCUACCCCAGCAAAACCCCACAGCCAGUCAGCUCAUUCUCAUUGACUGGCCCUGCUGUAGAUGAGCUGGACUUUGGAAGCACCAUAGGUGAUAACUCUGAUGUAACUGUUUACAAAGAGAUUGCCAAAAAGCCAUUCGGGGUGAAACCCAAGAAGUACGUAGGCAGUAAAAUGACAAAGAGCAGGGAUCCAAUUCCAGGCUCGGAGGAUGAGAUGAGCCGUAAAACAUGUCCUAAGAGUUUACUCUCACAAUUCAAAAUAUCUCAACGGGACAGUGGGUUUGACAGUCCAGUGUCUCUGAUUCAGAAAUAAAGUGUGUGUGUGUGUGUGUGUGUGUGUGUGUGUGUGUGUGGUGUGUGUGUGUGUGUGUGUGUGUGUGUUGUACUGUGAUUUGACUGAAUAUUGAUGUUAUGUGAUUGUCAGGAUUUCUUAAUUAACCUGUUUUUGUACUGCCCUUUGUGAAUUAAAGUUUAAAACCCUCCAUAAAAUGUCUCAAUUUUCCUAAAAACCUUAAUGUUGGACAUAUUACUUGAGAGCAUGUGAGUUGCAUUUAACAUGCUAUUUUAAAUAUAUUUAAAUAUGGUAUAAUUUAGACAGGUUGU